Messenger RNA from Aspergillus piperis CBS 112811, 1878 nucleotides. Its product is annotated as UbiA family prenyltransferase. Gene Ontology annotation, cellular component: membrane. The record is from RefSeq and is a predicted model, not a curated record. NCBI's taxonomy places the organism in Eukaryota, Fungi, Ascomycota, Eurotiomycetes, Eurotiales, Aspergillaceae. The coding region runs from base 1 to 1878 and encodes 625 amino acids. The transcript has 6 exons. Gene Ontology annotation, molecular function: transferase activity, transferring alkyl or aryl (other than methyl) groups.
AUGAGCCUCGCGGCUGAUCGUGUCAACAACUCCAGGAUCAGAUCUGUCCCCUGGAACAACGUCCUCUACUGGCUUUAUGUAACAGUAAAGCGAGAAAUCCAACUAUCAUACGCGUUCAUGGAAAGCAACUUUGACGCAGCCUUUGUCCCUUUCCCCAUCUUUGCUACCGCUUCGUUACUAUACCGAAGGGCAACCUAUGAAGAAGCCGUAUCUUCUCUCACCAAUACACUACUCUACGGUUUCUUCUUCUACUACAGCACGGAACUAGCAAACAAUGCCGACGGAGGCACAAUCGAAGACGAGAUUAACAAGCCAAAUCGCCCAAUAGUGCAGUCCCAAACCACCGUGGCUGCAGCCAAACUACGAUUCUACCUCGCAUCAGCAACAUGGCUCCUAUUGAGCUAUAUCCUAGACGUCUACAUCUGGUCUCUGCUCUGGAUAGCUGUCCUCGUUUCCCACUAUCUGCUACGAGCAUCCAGAAUAGGCCCUGCAAAAGAUCUCUGCAUCGUUCUAGGUGUCACUUCCCAACUCAUGGCCUGUUGGAAGUUGGGUGGCUCCGACAUGCAUGACGGCUGGAGAUGGGUUAAAUUAAUUAUCCUCUGGAUUUUCUUCACCGUUCCCAUUCAGGACUUUCGUGAUGUUCCCGGUGAUUUGGCCGCGGGGCGUAGAACGACACCUAUCCUUUUGGGGGAUUUCCCGGCCCGUAUCUAUGCAUCGAUGGGACUAGUUACAACCGAGUAUAUCCUCAUCACUCACAGAGUCUUCGAGUUUGGGUACACUCUGCCCACGGUACUUAUGACUUCCCUCAUAAGUCUUCUCACCCUAGGGCUCAUCUACCGAUUAAUUCGUUUCAAAACCAUCGAGCAUGACCGAGUUUCUUACAGGUGGUACAUCGCGCUGUAUAACUUGAUUUUACUCACCGCUAAAGAUGAAUUCAUACUCCUACGACACACCUCAGAGGGUAAGCUGGAAAGGGUACAUGUACCAGAUGCGACCCUAGAUCCUCUAGACAUGGUGCACGUGGAGUACCCUAGUGACCUUCAGGAGCUAGAGCCAGGCGGUUCCAUCACCUACUGUCACAGUCUUCCACGCAGGUACAGGGAGCAGCUGGAACCCGGCGAAACUUACGAGCUGGUCUGGACCGGUACAAAGAUUCCUUUUUGGGACUGGGGAGUCCCUAGUGAACAUGUGGAGUCCCGCCUGACUGCUAGUCCGACACAGCCGGAUUUGAUUCUACCGGGAGGUCCACGUGUUACGUUUACAUAUGAGCAGAUAGAGUCUCCGGCCUUCAUUCGCCGGCAAUCCACCCCACCAUUACUGCCAUCAGACCGUGUACAGGGCGCCCCCAUACUGAGCGUAGAGCUCUCGGGUCCGAAGAUAAUUACCCCCGAGGGAAAACACUAUGCAUCGUUGCAUGUUCGCUACCAUGGUGGCCCCACAGAUCAGCCAAUAAUAUUCCGUAACCAUGUGAUCUGGGAGCUGCUUCGCUCCUAUCGUCUAGAGAGCGGAUUGUGGGAGCUUCAGGAGGGCCCCUGUGGAUGUGCUGGGUUGUUUCUGGAUGAUCCUAAUAUCACAGUCAAUGUGGUCGAGGACGAAGGCUUCAUUACUCUUAAGCCGGGAGAAUACUGGAGUCCCUCCUGGAUAAUCCUAGAGGACAUCUAUGGUUGGGAAGUAGGAGAUAUAUGGCGUUAUCGCUUCAAGGGUGGUACAGUGGACUGGUGGGACUACGGGGGAGUGGACGAACAUGUCGACACAAAUGUCCAGAUACCUCCGCAUCCUUGGGGGAAGGUGACUGAUCCGGCGGACAAUGGGGGUCGACCUCAGCUCGUGAUACCGGCGUCAAAUGCGAUUGAGUUUCGCAUUGUAGAAAAAGAAUAA